This is a messenger RNA of Phodopus roborovskii (desert hamster), 1306 nucleotides long. It is a transcript of the gene Snai3, whose product is annotated as snail family transcriptional repressor 3. Bases 65 to 928 code for a protein of 287 amino acids. Lineage: Eukaryota; Metazoa; Chordata; Mammalia; Rodentia; Cricetidae. The record is from RefSeq and is a predicted model, not a curated record. The transcript is spliced from 3 exons. Gene Ontology annotation, biological process: regulation of DNA-templated transcription. Gene Ontology annotation, molecular function: RNA polymerase II cis-regulatory region sequence-specific DNA binding; DNA-binding transcription factor activity, RNA polymerase II-specific.
UACCACCCCUCCAGCCCCUGUCCAGCUGCAGGCUCGAGAGCCUGCCACCUCUAGGGAGGAGACCAUGCCGCGGUCCUUCCUGGUGAAAACGCACUCCAGUCACAGGGUCCCCAACUACGGGCAACUGGAGACACAGAGAGAGGCGGAUGGCUCCUGCUCUGCUUGUGAGGAGCUGGUGAGGUCCCACCACCUGCCAGAUGAGGAGGCCCCUUCCUCUCCCAGUGACCCUCUACAGCCCUGGGACAGCACCUCUGCCAUUGCCUGCAUCUCUCUGCCUCUUCUGCCACAUCAUGGAGAAGCUCUGGGAGCGUCUGGGCCAGAACCCCAGGAAACCAGCUGCGUGGGCCCUCGGGCUGGCCAGGCCCCCAGUGUUCCCCUCAAAGACAGCUUCAAUCUGCCCUCGCUGUUGGUGCUGCCCACACGGUGGCCCCCAAUUCUGGGCCCAGAUGGAGUUCUAGAUAAACAACUAAGGGCCGAGGGAACAUCUGGAGUCCCAGGUAGUUUUGAGUGCAUCCACUGCCACAGGCCCUAUCAAACACUGGCCGGCCUGGCCAGGCACCAACAGCUGCACUGCCACCUGCCGGCUGGGCCCACCUUCACCUGCAGGUACUGUGACAAGGAGUAUGCCAGCCUGGGUGCCCUCAAGAUGCACAUCCGCACCCACACGCUGCCCUGCAUCUGCAAGGUAUGCGGCAAGGCCUUCUCCAGGCCCUGGCUGCUCCAGGGCCACAUCCGCACCCAUACAGGUGAGAAGCCCUAUACUUGUCCUCACUGCAGCAGGGCCUUCGCUGACCGCUCCAACCUUCGGGCUCAUCUGCAGACUCAUGCUGGUACCAAGAAGUACCGCUGUACUGUCUGCUCCAAGGCCUUCUCCCGAAUGUCUCUCUUGGCUCGGCAUGAGGAAGCUGGCUGCUGUCCUGGCCCCUAGAGGCACACAGCAGAGUGGAGGGGCCAAGCCUGACAAUAUUCUCAGUGAUUCUGUAUCAUCCAGGACAAUCAGAGGAGGCAGGGGCCUAGCUCACUGCUGCCUGUGUCCAGCCAGAAGCAAGAAGCCCUGUGGAGCCUUUAGGCAUCUUUCUCCAAGGCCUACAUUCAGUAGACUCACCACAAGACUCACCAAAACAAGAACCAACCAUUUUCAGCUUGGCCUGUCUGCUGGACCUAUUCCAAAAAAGAGAAACUACCGGGAAGUGACUAAUACUGAACAAACCCCACCACGACACCGAUGAGCCUGGCCACCUGGGUUCCUUUGUGUGUAACUUGAAAUGACCAUUUUUACUUAAGGAGAGCACAAUGUGUGAAUAAC